GUGAUGGCGGAAUGCAAAUUCCCGUACAACCUUAUCAACGCAAGCUUUCUUCAAUAGACGCCCAAAUAUUUAUUUUACAGUUUGCCGCAUACCCGGGAAGAUUUUGCAUUCUGAUUUUGCAAUAGAUAUAUUAUCUUCUGUGGGAUAAUUGCGCCCCUUUUCUUAUCGGCCCUCUGCUACCAUUGCUACUGUUGGAUUUACCCCUCGGUCACUGCGCAAAAGAUGCUCGACACCUUUGAGAUUGUCACGACUUCGGGCGUGGUGCUGUGGUCUCGCACUUAUGCUCCCGUCAAUCCCUCUGUCAUCAAUGACUUUAUUUCGGAUACAUUUAUCGAAGAGAAAGAUGGUAGCGCUGCCAUCCGCGACUCCCAGUCUGCUUCGGCGAACCCGAUCUACAAGACCGAUACACACACACUGCGAUGGACACUAAACAAAGAGUUGGGCGUCAUCUUUGUUGUCGUCUACCGCUCGCUGCUUCACCUCUCGUGGGUUGACAAGCUCGUCGACAACAUCCGCACCAUCUUUGUCCAACUCUACGGCGAACAAUUAAAGAAACCCCAUACCACGCUUGUCGAAUCGGCCGGCUUUGACGACUACUUUGACCAACAGCUGCGCGAACUCGAUACGACAUCAGGACAAUCGGCCGGAAACGCCGCAAGGAAACCCGACGAUACACCAGCAGAGCCAAAAGCCGACCCCUUUGACUAUGACUCGCCGGAUGUCGACUCGGGAACAAACUCGCCCGUUCCUGGGCUCAAGGGAUCGCGGCCAACAACCCCUGCUGGCAAAGUCUCCAGACGAGCCCGCAAGGCAAUGAACAAUAGCAGACCGGGCUCGCCGGCCGAGGACCCCAAGAAGAAGAAUGCCAAGCCAACCAAGAAGAACCGUAAAUGGGACGCGGACGGUAUGGCGGACGAGGAGGAUGAUGUGCAGCUCGACUACUCGAUGCAGGCUGAUGGCGAGGAGGCGCCCCGAAGCGGUGCAGUAGAAGAGGUGGAUGCUUCCACUUGGGGAACGUCCUCCAAAGGCAAAUUUGUCCUGCGCGAUCUGGGCGACGAGGUCCACGAUAUUCUGGCAUCCGCAUCCGCUGAUAAGGCCAACGCUCGCAGCGCGCCCAAGUCUGGCUUCCUCGGCUCAGGUGUCAACGCCAUCAGUGGCAUUUUCCGCAACGUGGUUGGUGGCAAGACACUGAGCAAGGCAGACCUCGACAAGGCGAUGAAGGAGAUGGAAGAGCAUCUGCUGCGCAAAAAUGUCGCCCGCGAGGCCGCCGUCCGUCUAUGCGAGGGUGUAUCAAAGGAGCUCGUCGGCACCAAGACGGGCAACUUUGAAGGCAUCAACGCCAAGAUCCAGUCUGCCAUGGAAGCCUCUUUGACCAAGAUGCUUACACCGACAUCUUCGCUCGACCUUCUUCGCGAGAUUGACGCCAUCACCUCUCCUCCCGUCACCUCGAUGCGCCAGCGCCGCCCAUACGUCAUGUCCAUUGUGGGCGUUAACGGUGUUGGCAAGUCGACCAACCUGUCCAAGAUUUGCUUCUUCCUUCUCCAGAACAAAUACAAGGUUCUCAUUGCCGCCGGUGACACGUUCCGUUCCGGUGCAGUCGAGCAGCUUGCCGUCCACGUCCGCAACCUGAAGGAGCUGACAGAGCGAGAGGGCGGCCAAGUCGAUCUGUACCAGAAGGGCUACGGCAAGGACGCUGCGACGGUGGCCAAAGAUGCUGUCGCGCAUGCCGCGCAGUCAGGUUAUGACGUUGUUCUUAUUGAUACUGCUGGCCGCCGCCACAACGACCAGCGCCUCAUGUCGUCGCUGGAGAAGUUUGCUAAGUUUGCGCAGCCCGACAAGAUCAUCAUGGUUGGCGAGGCGCUUGUUGGCACCGACUCGGUGGCCCAGGCGCGCAACUUUAACGAUGCCUUUGGUUCGGGUCGCACGCUGGAUGGCUUCCUCAUCUCCAAGUGCGAUACUGUCGGCGACAUGGUUGGCACGCUGGUCAGUCUGGUGCAUGCGACGAAUGUGCCCGUGCUGUUUGUCGGUGUUGGACAGCAUUAUUCGGAUCUGCGCAACUUUUCUGUCAAGUGGGCAGUGGAGAAGCUGCUGGCCGGCAAUUAACAGGAGAAGAGUUUAGUAUAGAUAUAAUAAUAACAAUCAUGAUUCCAAUGGACGUCUCGUCACAACCUGUAGCAUGAUUACCAC
Molecule: messenger RNA, 2187 nt
Organism: [Torrubiella] hemipterigena
Lineage: Eukaryota; Fungi; Ascomycota; Sordariomycetes; Hypocreales; Clavicipitaceae
Source: the annotation of a GenBank genome assembly